UCGAAAGAUUUGCUAGUUUAUCGAUAACAUAGUGUGUGUUUAUUCUGUUCUAAAGAAAAUCGGGUACUUACAUAGCAAUGAUCAUUGUACUUUUUUGUUCAAAAAUAAUAAUACUCGGUAUGGAUUGAAAAAGAAAACAAUAGUUUAUGGAUAAUAAUCGGAAAAAAAAUAGUCCAAAAUAAUUGACAGGCCAGCUUUCCUGUUGUGGAAAAGACGUGAACUUACUUCCAAUAACCCAGCUGUUAUACACUUAACCAAUGCUCUUUUCCAGAGCAUAUAUUAAGUUGUUUGUGAGACACACAUGUGGAGUUUGGAAGAAAUUCGUGAAAUUUGUUAUCUUGAAAGAUGUUAUGAAACUGUGGAAUAAGAAUUGAUGCUGUGUUCUUUCUUGAUCAAAGUUCAGUUUGUCCAAUUUGACUGUGUUUAUUUAUUUACAAAUAUUUUAUAUUAAUAGCUUGGGCCAUUUUUGUGAUCAAUAUCAUUUAACUAUGAACAUGGAAAUGAAAUAAAGAGUCAAAAAGUGUAAUUACAUUAUUUGCUAUAAGUACAAAUACCUACCACAAGUAUGACAAAGGAAAACAAUGGCAAAAGUUCUGUGGAACAGAUUGGUUACACUCGAAAUGAAAACCAUGAAACUGUUCGAUUCAGUUCGGUAUCAUCAGGAUCUCCCAAUCAUCUCCAACAUCAGUCUGGCUGUCUCAACUUACCUCAGCUCUUUGAGCGCACAGGAAGUUGGUGGCCAAGUCCGAGAUUUGAUUCUGACAUUCUUGAGAAAGCUCAGUGGAAUACAUACUUUCCACAGACCCGAAGACGAUUCCAGUAUGCAUUGUUCUAUAUGCUGGCUGCGUGUCUAGUGUGGACUCUGUACUUUGGAUUAACUAAGGCUCAUUCUUACCAUUGGCCAAACUUCUUGAUAGGGACUCUAGUUCUUCUUUGUCUGAUAUGUGUGGUGUUAGGUUUUACAUACACAAGGUAUUACCAAAAGUUCUAUCUGUUAACAUCAAUUGUUGUCUCAAUAUUAAUAUGCUCUGGAAUAUUAGCAACAGUUCAAGCAUUCAGAGCUUCAGACCUGUCAACUGUUGGUUCAUUUACAGCUACUGUUGAAGUGCUUCUGAUGAUGUACAGUGUGAUUCCAAUGCCUUUGGCUGCAACCCUUGUGAUUGGUGUUAUUUAUUCAGUUGUAUUUGAAGUGUUAACAGCAGUGCAAAAUCAUUAUAUGCAAGCACCAGUAUUUAUAGCAGGGAAAAUUCUUCUUCAUUUAUGCAUACAUUUGAUGGGUAUUCACAUUUUUAUCAUGAGACAAGUUCGUCAAAGAAGCACAUUUUGGAAAAUUGGCCAGUCAGCUAUAUCCAGGCAAGAUCUGAAAAUAGAGCGUGAAAUCAGGGAAAAAAUGAUUCAUUCCCUCAUGCCUCCUUCUGUCGCUGCAGAAGUAAUGAGAUCUCGGGCUGACGGUGGGGAAAAGGAAGAUGAACUGACUGAAAUGCAACCCAGAAAGAGGGGCUCCAAAGGCAAAGUAACACCAAAAGGCCAAAUGAUUUUCAGGACAUUCAAUAUGAACAAAAUGGUGGAUGUCAGCAUUUUGUUUGCAGACAUUGUUGGCUUUACAAAAAUGAGUUCCAACAAAACUGCAGAAGUUCUUGUGGGGCAACUGAAUGAUUUGUUUGGUAGAUUUGAUGAUCUGUGCCAGAAAUCUGGCUGUGAAAAGAUCAGUACGUUAGGAGAUUGCUACUACUGUGUGUCAGGCUGUCCUGAGCCCAAACCAGACCAUGCAAGAUGCUGUGUAGAAAUGGGCCUGGGAAUGAUCGAGGCCAUCCAGAAGUUUGAUGAAGAAAAUAACGAAUCUGUGAACAUGCGAGUUGGGGUUCAUACAGGCACAGUCUUAUGUGGUAUUGUUGGGACAAGACGGUUUAAGUUUGAUGUCUGGUCAAAUGACGUUACAUUGGCCAAUGAAAUGGAGUCAACAGGGCAACCAGGGCGUGUGCACAUAUCGGAGCAUACCUUGGAGUUUCUGGGCGAUGAAUAUGAGGUGGAGCCAGGAGAAGAAGUGGAAGAUAACCGGUCAGAUAAGAAGAUUGUAGAGGCAUAUGACAAGACGACCUCAACUUACACUGUUAAACACGCAACAUGGGAUAAAAAGAUCAAGACCUAUUUCAUUGUGGGUCGCAAGAAGAAGGAUGUCCCGAAGUCAGAGACAGUUGUGGUGGCGAUUGACGGAGACGUUGCCACGCAAUCCUCGGAGCAUGAUAACCUGAUGAAUGAUGCUGGCAAAGAGGUUGGCGAUGUGAACGGAGUGUCUACAACAGCCAUGCUAGUGAAGAGCCACCUAAACAACUCUCUCAAUGAACUCAACCAUGCUGAAGCCUCUGCAAAUCACUCAGACACAAUUGUUACACAGGAGGUAAAGCCCAAUGACAUUCAUGUCAAGGUGAAAACAGACAGCAUGCAGGACCUUGAUCGGGAGCCCAUAGACAAGACGUGGACCAAGUUCCGCAACAUCAACUACCACUCGGACAAGCAGCUGGUGCGGUUGGUGGAGGGGGUCAAGGAGAGAGAGAUGUUCUUCAAGCCGCCCAUCAACCGCUGCAUGCUCACCUUUGAGGAGGAUGAGCUGGAGGAGAACUACCGCGACCACUACAUGGAGGACCAGCACAAUCAGCAGACCAUCUCCGCACCAAAGUACCACUCCUUCCUAGAGAUAUUUGUCUCCUUCUUUGUGUUUGCAAUCAUCUCUGCAUUCUGCUUUCUUGUGUUUGACAGGCAGCUGCCCUGGAUUGUUUUCUUUUGCAUAUCAUUUGUACUGGAGAUUCUAAACAUUGUUCGCAGUGUGUUGACUAUCAAGUAUGCUGAGAACCGAGAGGGCAGCAAGUGGAUAAAGAUGAUCAACAUCACGUCUGCCUGGUACUUCAGGAACAUCCUGGGCGUUGUGUCCGCAAGCAUUCCAAUGGCUGGGGUGUUCAGUAACUUUUCAUGUCAGCUCAUGGAUAACACCCAGUGGUGUGAUCGCUUCUUCUGCUUCUGCAUUGUCGUCUCACUUCUCCAUUACACCAACUUUACAACUCUUAGCUCCUGGAUGAAGUCCAUUUUUGCGCUUCUCGCUGGUGCCACAUUAAUUGUACUGAUUGCGGUAAUCAAGUGCUCCCCUGAUGUGGCAGACAAUCUGGACAACGUUACAACUGUUUCUCCAUCUGUUAUGACUACUUUAGUUUACGUGAACAGCACAUUCAUUAACAAGACUGAACUGACUUUGCUGGUGUUGCCUGAUCAAGAUAAGAACUAUGUACCGUUAUUUGCUGGCUUCUCCAUACUUCAUAUUGAGAUCAUACUGGACAUGAUUCUACUGAUAGUGUUGAUCACUUUCCUGAACUACGAGUCUGAAACGAGCUACCGUCACAAUUACUAUGGAGACUCUCAGGCCUGGAAGUACAAGCAGAUCAUGCAGGAGCACAAGGAUCAGGCAGACUGGCUGCUCCACAACAUCCUCCCUCCACAUGUGUCGGAAAUAGUCAGGCAGACCUCUAAGUACUCUAAGAAUCACAAGGAUGUUGGUGUGAUUUUUGCCGCCAUUGUAAACUUCAAUGACAUUUACGAUGAGUCAUACGAGGGUGGUCGUGAGUUUUUACGUGUACUGAAUGAGCUUGUGAGUGAUUACGAGGACUUGCUAGACAGGCCGGAGUUUAAAGACGUCGAGAAGAUCAAGACAAUCAGCAGCACGUUCAUGGCAGCAUCAGGGCUGAACGAGAUCUCGCGGGCCCAAAAUCAGCACCCACAUGCCCACCUGUACGCCCUCAUGAUGUUCUGUGUGGAGCUGCAUGAUGCAAUCAGACGCUUCAAUGACAGCAUCUUCAAUUUUGACUUCAUCCUCAACAUCGGGUACAAUUACGGUGAGGUGACAGCUGGAGUUAUUGGUACCACAAAGCUGCUGUACGACAUCUGGGGCGACACUGUGAACAUCUCCAGUCGCAUGUACUCUACAGGCGUGGCCGGACGCACACAAGUGCCUGAAUCUACUGCGAACAAGCUGGGAGACAAGAUGGACUUUGAGUACCGAGACGAGAUCAGUGUGAAGGGCAAGGGCAUGAUGAAGACAUACCUCUUCAAGGGUGUGAAGCCAGGUGCUCACUGGGAGUAGGGUUUGUAGAAUUAGUAGCCAUAUUCUGUAUUAGAAAACCAUGAGAAAAUUAUAUAUCUUUGUAUUGGUUCUACAUUCUUUGUAGCUCAGGCUUAUACAGAUGUAGAUUUGUGUUUAGCUCACCUGAGCAGGAAGUGCUCCUGGUGAGCUAUUGUGAUCAUUCUGUGUCCUUUCAUCAUGCAUCCUCUGUUGUCAACAUUUAUUUCGUAACCACCCAUCCUUUGUAUGCACACAUGUAGUUACAAUUAAUUUUUAGAUGAUCAUAGAGAAAGAAUUUUGGGCUGUGACUACUUUGGGCAGAGUUAUGGUCCUUUGUCUGUUUUUCCAACAUAUAAUACAGAGUUUCAACUCCUUUUUUAUGACUGAGUGGAUCUCGCUCACACAUGAAUGUCCUUAAUGUGGUGAUGAUUGAAAAGAAACGUAAAUUGGUUACAAUUUUGGCAGAAUUAAAGCCUUUUGUCUGUAAUUCCACUAUUUAUUUAGUUCUUAACUUCUUUGUUUGUAAUUCCCCUAUAACUACCUGAUAAAUCUCAAUGAAAGUUAUGAAAUCUUAAUAACCUUGGAUGUGAAGAUAAUUGUGAAGAAAGGAAUUUUAGUUGUACAAAUGUCUGCCAUAAUUAUGACCCUUGGUUUUUUUUUCACCUUAGAAUAUAUUUUGACCUUGUGUCUUUUUUCCACUAAAGAGUAUAUAAUCUUAGCUUUUUGUUAAACUUUUCUUAAACAAUAAGGUGGAUCUCUCUCAAACUUUCACAAUUGAUCAACCUUUAUAUGGAACAGAAUUGUGUUUGUUCAAUGCCUGUAACUCUGCUUGGAGGAUUUUGAUGAAAAUUUCACAGCCGAAUGUGAAGAGGACAAUAUCAAGGCAAUGUUUAAAUCUGGGUCAAGUAGGGUCCACUGCUAGCUCAAGUCUUCAACAAUUGGUGUAUUGUUAGGCCAGAUGAGUGCUUUAGGACCAUCAUGGCCUUCUUCUGUCUUUAUUUAGUGUAUAUUUUACCUUGUGUCAAUCUUUUGAAAACUGAUGAAUUUUUCUAAUGUACAUAUCAAAUUAAGUAUAUGGUAAAAAAAAAUCAACAAUGUUGUUAAGAGUUUUAGUUUGGUUUUGUCUUUUAUUGAAUAAAGAAACAAACAAUAUUUGUUACACAUGACAGUUUUCAUGUUUUCUUCUUCAUUCCGCUAUGAUAUUUCUGAAAUAUUUUUGAAAACAGCAAAAAAAAACACAAAACACAAAAAAAUAUGCAGCUACUGGUUACUCCAUUAUGUUGUUAUUACACAAAAACAAAAGUAAAUUAUUUUUCAAUACAAAUGUGACACUGUGUGCUUGUUUUGGAGAAAAGAUCUCGGAAUGACUGCCUUUAUUUGAUCUACUUUUUUCUAAAAAAUGUUACAUUGUCAAAAAUACGUUCUUACCAUACAAUUUUACUUGAUCUCUGAGUUUGAAAGCAAUCAAGAACAUGUAUACUAAAUUUGUGCAGUUUGUUGUAUGCCUGCUAAUGUAUUCUUUUGACUUUAUCACACUUGUAAGGCUUGCAUUUAGGAAGGUCUGGAAAUUAUUUACUCUCAAGAUUUCACACUGAAAUGGAGCGUAUAUAUUUGCUAACUAAAAAAUGGACCUUUCAUGUCUGACAUGGCCUUGGCGUAAAAUAUAGAAGUUUUGAUUGAGGCCUUCUGUUUGCCAGCCAUGCACACCUUUUGGCAGACUGCUCCAUGUGUCAAGGCAUAUGCAAGUGUCAGAUUGUUUCAUUGUGUGUCUUACCUUUGCUGGGAUACGAGGGGAAUGUUUCAUGAUCCCACAUAGUUGGAGGCUUUAAGCAUUGCACUUGUCUGUUCACAUGUUUGUAUGUCCAUCUGUUGGUACAUAUAUCCAGAAGCUUUUGUUUUAAAUUCAACCAUCCAUGUUUAAUGAUUUUAAUGUGUACAUAAUCGUAAAGAAAUAACUUUGCUGCAAUAAUUUUUGGCAGAAUUAUGGUCCUUUGUCUGUUUUACCAACUAAGGAUAUUUUGUCACUGGAAGCCUGUGUUUUUAACUCCUUUCUACUAGGUGGAUCUUGCUCAAACUUUCACAGCUGAAUAACUUUAACAUGUAGAUAAUACAGAAAGCAGUUUUGGCUGCAACAAGGUUUUGCAUAAAUAUGGCCCUAUGUCUGGUUUUCCACUACAGAAUAUAUUUUCCUAAAAUGUUUUCUUUUCAAUUUGUCUUUAUUGACUUGGAAAAUUGCACUCAAACUUUCACAUCUUAAUACACUACAUACAUAGCAUGAUCUUUAAGUGAGGAAUUAAGGCUAAUUCCAGUUUUAGCAGAAUUUAGGCCCUUUAUCUUUUUGUCAAAUGUAGAAUAUAUAGUUGAUUUGUCUGUGUCCAAUCAUGUGUAAUGGGGGCAUAAAUGUAUGAAACUAAUUUCUAGUAUUCACUCAUUCUGUCUUCAGCCUUUGCAUGUUUCUGUCAUUACAUGUAUAAAUUCAGAAAACAGUCAGUUUUUGCAGACAAAACACAUUAGUGACAUUGCCAUUUUAUUUUUAUGCCCCCUUCGAAGAAGAGGGGGUAUAUUGUUUGCACAUGUCCGUCGGUCUGUCCAACAGAUGGUUUCCGGAUGAUUACUAAGAACGCUUAGGCCUAGGAUCAUGAAACUUCAUAGGUACAUUGAUCAUGACUGUCAGAUGACCCCUAUUGAUUUUCAGGUCACUAGGUCACUAGGUCAAAGGUCAAGGUCACAGUGACUCGAAAUAGUAAAAUGGUUUCCGGAUGAUAACUCAAGAAUGCUUACGCCUAGGAUCAUGAAACUUCAUAGGAACAUUGAUCAUGACUGGCAGAUGACCCAUAUUGAUUUUCAGGUCACUAGGUCAAAGGUCAAGGUCACAGUGACAAAAAACAUAUUCACACAAUGGCUGCCACUACAACUGACAGCCCAUAUGGGGGGCAUGCAUGUUUUACAAACAGCCCUUGUUCAUUAUUUAUCUUGUUGUUGUUGUCUUGAUAUUAUUUAAAUAACAUAUAAAAGAUCAGUCAGCAUGUAUGCAGAGAAAGCUUUCAUUUGACAUUAUAUUUUGUUUUGGUAUUUAAAGGUGAGGUUUGUCAAAAGCACUGGAUCAUUUAUGGCCCCUGAAUGUGUCAGGAAAGGAUAGUAAAAAUGCUGCCUUACAAUCAACCAGCUAUAUGGUUGUUUGAUAAGUGUCUUCUUGUGUUCUUAUGUCCCAAAUUUAGUUUCUGUCUAGUUAAUGGCUUUGUAUUUUAUGUUAAGGUUUGUAUUGCAUUUUCGUUAGUGUAUGUAGUAUUUUACUCACAAAUAGUGAGUAUUGUUCCAUUAAAUGAUUUAUAUAUAUUUAUCAACUAAUGUAGUGUUUUGGUGGUUGUACUAUAACAUUGUUGUACGUGUAUAUAUUCAUUAAGACAUUUAGUAUGGCAUUAACACAUGCGCAUUUUCUCAAAUAAUCAUGAAUUAAUUUAUGUUCUCUGUUCCUGUGCAAGGAUAUUUAAUUAAUAUGUUACUUAAGCUGUGAAAAUCAGGAACAAGUAAUGUUUUUAUGCCCCCCACUAUAGUAGUGGGGGACAUAUUGUUUUUGCCCUGUCUGUUGGUUGGUCUGUUGGUUGGUUGGUUGUUUAACAUUUUGCAAUAACUUUUGCUAUAUUGAAUAUAGCAACUUGAUAUUUGGCAUGCAUGUGACUCUCAUGGAGCUGCACAUUUUGAGUGGUGAAAGGUCAAGGUCAAGGUCAUCCUUCAAGGUCAGAGGUCAAAUAUAUGUGGCCAAAAUCGCUCAUUUUAUGAAUAGUUUUGCAAUAUUGAAGAUAGCAACUUGAUAUUUGGCAUGCAUGUGUAUAUCAUGGAGCUGCACAUUUUGAGUGGUGAAAGGUCAAGGUCAAGGUCAUCAUUCAAGGUCAGAGGUCAAAUAUAUGUGGCCCAAAUCGCUUAUUUUAUGCAUACUUUUGAAAUAUUGAAGAUAGCAAUUUGAUAUUUGGCAUGCAUGUGUAUCUCAUGGAGCUGCACAAUUUGAGUGGUGAAAGGUCAAGGUCAUCCUUCAAGGUCAGAAGUCAAAUAUAUAUGGCCCAAAUCGCUUAUUUUAUGAAUACUUUUGCAAUAUUGAAGAUAGCAAUUUGAUAUUUGGCAUGCAUGUGUAUCUCAUGGAGCUGCACAUUUUGAGUGGUGAAGGGUCAAGGUCAUCCUUCAAGGUCAAACGUCAUAUAGGGGGACAUUGUGUUUCACAAACGAUCUUGUUGAUGUUUUAAUGCAGUUCAACUGUUAUGAUGGUAAGAACCACGCUGAUAUAUUUUAGCUCACUUAAGCAUGAAGUUCAUGGUCAGGUAUUGUGAUCACAGUGUUACCUUAAGUGUUGUGGGUUGUCAAUGUUAAGCUUGUUACCAUGUUAGAGGCCACAUUUUUAAUACAUUCUUAAAUUGAAACAUGGUAAAAAUGUUAAUCUGGAAAAUAUCAAUGUCCAAACCUAAGGUCACCAGGUCAAAUCUUAGAAAAAUCUUGUUACUACUUUCGAGACAGCAUUUAUGACUCAAUAUUGAUUAAAAAUUUUCAUCAUAAUUACUUGACAAUAUUGAGGACAAGUUCAAAAUCUGGGCCACAUUUGUCCCAAAAAAACGUCACAAGGUCAAAAACGUGUUACUACUGUAGGGGCAGCAUUUAUGUUUCUAAGAAUGUUUUUUUUGGACAUUAUGUUGGUAAAGUUUGAAUUUGGGUGCAGAGGGGUCAAAACAUACAUUGCCAUGUGAAGUCUUCACUUAUUGGUGUCUGUGAUGUCAGGUGAGCGUUUGAGGGCCAUCAUCCUCUUAAUAAUUAUAUAUUGCACAACAUUAUAUUUGGGCUUGUCUGUAUUUUUAUGCCCCCCUUCGAAGAAGAGGGGAUAUAUUUAUUAUACUUUUUCUUACAAUUAUUAAAAAAUUUGUAUUUAUGGUUUUAUUUGUGUAUGUUACAUGUUUUGCAUUUGUCUUAGAUGACAGUGUGCAUCCUAUGUUUCAUGAAGUAUAGUGUUUGUAACCUUAUGUUUAACUUUUUAUUUGUUGUAGAAGACAAUCUGUAACCUUAUGAUUCACAUUUUUAUACCCGCCGAAAUAAAUUUCGGAGGGGAUAUAGUAAUUGGUCCUGUCCGUCUGGCUGAAACUUUGUCUGGAGCAUAACUCCAAAUUAUUCAAUGGAUGUACUUUAAACUUUAGAAUAUAAACAGAUGGCAACUAGGAGAAGUGCAGUGACCAAGAACCAUAACUCUAUCUACCUUAGUUUUUGAAUUAUCUCCCCUUUUAUAUAACUUUAAAGUAAAUUUUUGUCCGGAGCAUAACUCUAAAUAUACUAAAGGGAUUUACUUGAAACUUGAACUAUAAACAGAUGGCAACUAAGAGAAGUGCAGUGACCAAGAACCACAACUCUAUCUACCUUAGUUUUUUAAUUAUCUCCCCUAUUAUAUAAUUUUAAAGUAAAUUUUCGUCCGGAGAAUAACUCUAGAUCUACCGAAGGGAUUUACUUGAAACUUGAAAUAUAAACAGAUGGCAACUAGGAGAAGUGCAGUGACCAAGAACCACAACUCUAUCUACCUUAGUUUUUGAAUUAUCUCCCCUUUUAUUUAAUUUUAAAGAAAAUUUUUGUCCGGAGCAUUACUCUAAAUCUACUGAAGGGAUUUACUUGAAACUUGAAAUAUAAACAGAUGGCAACUAGGAGAAGUGCAGUGACCAAGAACCACAACUCUAUCUACCUUAGUUUUUGAAUUAUCUCCCCUUAUAUAUAAUUUUAAAGUAAAUUUUUGUUCGGAGCAUAACUCUAAAUCUACUGAAGGGAUUUACUUGAAACUUGAAAUAUAAACAGAUGGCAAGUAGGAAAAGUGCAGUAACUAAGAACCAUAAGUCUAUCUACCUUAGUUUUUGAAUUAUCUCCCCUUUUAUAUAACUUUAAAGUACAUUUUUGUCCGGAGCAUAACUCUAAAUCUACUAUAGGGAGUUACUUGAAACUUGAAAUAUAAACAUUUGGCAACUAGGAGAAGUGCAGUGACCAAGAACCAUAACUCUAUCUACCUUAGUUUUUGAAUUAUCUCCCCUUUUAUAUAAUUUUAAAGUAAAUUUUUGUCCGGAGCAUAACUCUUAAUCUACUGAAGGGAUUUACUUGAAACUUAAACAGAUGGCAAGUAGGAGAAGUGCAGUGACUAAGAACCAUAACUCUAUCUGCCUUAGUGUUUGAAUUAUAUCCCUUUAUUUCAUUUCAAAGUAAAUUUUUUUCCGUAGCAUAAUGAAUUAUCUCCCUUUAUUUGUUUUUACAAAUAUUAUUCUACUCUCUAAAACAAAUGUUGUCAUACAAGCAAACACAUUUCGGCGGGGAUUUGGCACUACUGUGACAAGCUCUUGUAUUUUUCGUAGAUGGGCCAAAGUGCAGCUGAUUAACAUUGGCACACGAAAUUAAGCAACUAUCUUUGAUCAUUUUAUACAAAGUAAAGACUUGUAUAAAGUGUUAUUAAUACCAUAUAAAUCAGUUGGUAGAGUGCUCAACUGUUAACCAGUGUUUGAUAGCGAAGUCAAUCUGUUGAACCUUGGUUGUGAGUUUGAAUCUCAGUCCAAGCUCUGAUUCAAAUUAGGCAGGUUUCAGCUUAAGCCUUACCUCAUGACUGAUUUAAAGUAGGUCCUUUUUCAAUGUAAUCCUGUCCACAUGACUGCUUUCAGGAGGGAAGUUUUCAGUGUAAGCCUGUCUACAUGACUGAUUCAAAUAGGGCAGUUACAGUGUAAGCCUGGCCUCAUAUCUGAUUCAAAUAGGGCAGUUUUCAGUGUAAGCCUGUCUUCAUGACUGUUUCAAAUAGGGAAGUUUUUAGUGUAGGCCUGUCCACAUUACUGAUUCAAAUAGGGCAGUUUCAGUGUAAGGCCAACCGCUACCUGAUUCAAGUAAUGCAGUUUUCAGUGUAAGCCCGGCCUUACAACAUAUUCAUCUAGGGCACUUAUCAGUUACUACCAUAUGUGUGUGCACUUAGUAAUUGUAAACUAGUUAGAUAUAAAGCAAAUCUCACCACUGUCUGCCUGGAUAUGACUGAAAUACAAGUAAAAAAAAACAUGCAUGUUAUUUUGUGUCUGAAACUUACCAAUAAUAUGGUAUUUCAUUUUGAUAUGUAUUUAUUCUUAUUUGUCACAUAAAGAAGUAUGCUAUUAUUAUCCAUUAGACCAGUGUUUAACAUGUGAACAAUAUACUAUUUUAAAGCUGGUGUUAUAUCUUAGUUAAGAGCUAAAAAUAUGUAUUGAUUUUAAUAGUGAAUAUUUGUGACCCAGCAAGUAAUCUGGACAAUCCUGUUUUAUGUUGAGUAGAUCGAGUUUGCUAACUAAAAUGCAUUUUUAGCUCACCUGAACACAAGGUGCUCAUGGUGAGCUUUUUGGAUCACCUUUUGUCCGUUGUGCAUCGUCCAUCGUCAACAUUUUGCCUUGUUAACACUCUAUAGGCCACAUUUUUUUGUCUGAUCUUCAUGAAACUUGGUUCAAAGAUUUGUCCCAAUGGUCAAGUUGGAAACUGGAUCAUGUGAGGUCAAAAACUAGGUCACUAGGUCAAAUUAAAGAAAAUGCUUGUUAACACUCUAGAAGUCACAUUUAUUGUCCAAUCUUCAUAAACUUGGUCAUAACAUUUGUCUGAGAUCAUUCGACAGUGUGUCGCGCAAAAGAAUUACCUCGAUGUCUCCAAGGUCAAGGUCACACUUUGAGUUCAAAGGUAAAAAAUGACCAUAAAUGAGCUUGUCUGGGCCAUAACUAUGUCGUUCAUGGCGAGAUUUUAAAAUCAUUUGGCACAUUUGUUCACCAUCAUUGGACGAUGUGUCGCAUGAAAGAAUUACAUUGAUAUCUCCAAGGUCAAGGUCACACUUUGAGUUCAAAUGUCAAAAAUGGCCAUAAAUGAUCUUGUACGGGCCAUAACUAUGUCAUUCAUUGUGAGAUUUUAAAAUGAAAAUGUACAUUAAUUUUGUUCACAGUCAUUGGACAGCGUGUCUUGCGAAAGGAUUCAAGAGUUCAAAGGUGAAAAUGGCCAUAAAUGAUAAUAGAAUAAUAAGUCUUAAAAAUCACCAUAAAUUAGCUUCUCAUGUUUUGUGAAGACAGCAUGCAAAAUAGUCUGUGUCAAUGCAGCAUGUGGGGGUAUACGUCACAUCUGUGACAAAGUUCUAGUUUUGACCUCAACCUUCCCAGAAAAGUUUAGUUCCUUCGGGUCUCAAGUGAGCACCUUAGGGCCCAUGGCCCUCUUGUUUUUAAAUUUCCGAAUAUGGGCAUCAAUUCAUCCAUCUAUCAAACUAAUUGUUUUAAUGAAACAAAUAUAAAUUGGAAAUAGACUUACAUAAAUUUUAGUUGUAUUGAUGUAUCAUGAGUAUUUUAUUUUGUUGCUCAAUAUCCGUUAAUCCAUUUAAUAUGAUAAUUAUGUAUAUGAUACUUUAAUACUAUUUUAUUUUGUAUAGGUAGGUUUUUGCAUGUAUAUACACUGUUUUUGUGAUAGUGUUUUUAAAUAAUUUUAAUGUGUGUUUUUAACAACUUUACUUUUUAACAAAACUUUUAACAUUCAUAAUUAUGAGAAUUGUGUGUGUAGUUUUUUAAGUCACCUUAGUACAGGAGGCUCAUGUUGAGAUUUUGUGAUUGCCUUUUGUCAGUUGUGUGGUCCAGCAUUUUGUUUUGAGAUAGCUGGGAACAUCAUUGUUGCUGUGGGCAAUGUGUGGGUUCAAGCAUGAAUUGGGGAUGGGAUAAUAAUUUGUUGUUUGCUGUUUUUAAUUAAUUAUUAAACACUUUAUUAAAUAAUUUUUUAGAUAAAUAAAAGCUUUUAUAUAUUAUUAUCUCAAGCUGUUUUAUUCUGUACAUUUACAUUUAAAGGUUUUUAGUCUUUUAAUAUAUGCAUUAUUUUCAUAUGCUUUUAGUGAAUAUAUAAGUUUUUGUAUACCCAUUUGUGUAGUGUUAUGUCACAGUGUUUGGUGAGUUUAGAGUAUUCAAAUAAAGUUGAUAAAUGU
This is a messenger RNA of Dreissena polymorpha, 13064 nucleotides long. Its product is annotated as adenylate cyclase type 9-like. The transcript is spliced from 7 exons. The record is from RefSeq and is a predicted model, not a curated record. The coding region runs from base 566 to 4129 and encodes 1187 amino acids. Gene Ontology annotation, biological process: intracellular signal transduction; cyclic nucleotide biosynthetic process; adenylate cyclase-activating G protein-coupled receptor signaling pathway. Gene Ontology annotation, molecular function: adenylate cyclase activity. NCBI's taxonomy places the organism in Eukaryota, Metazoa, Mollusca, Bivalvia, Myida, Dreissenidae.